Molecule: messenger RNA, 531 nt
Organism: Hansenula ciferrii
Lineage: Eukaryota; Fungi; Ascomycota; Saccharomycetes; Phaffomycetales; Wickerhamomycetaceae
Gene: YAH1
Product: adrenodoxin
Exons: 1
Coding region: 1-531 (176 amino acids)
Biological process (GO): P450-containing electron transport chain; positive regulation of oxidoreductase activity
Cellular component (GO): mitochondrion
Molecular function (GO): 2 iron, 2 sulfur cluster binding
Source: RefSeq, a predicted model, not a curated record
AUGUUUUCAAGAAGUAUUACUCGUGCUACUAGACUGGCAUCCUUGAAAAGUCCUAUAUGGCAUGCUUCCAAGUUAACUCAACUCCCAGUUCAUAGAUCACCAUUGGCCAAUGAACUGUCUCUCAUUAGAAAUUUCACAAGCACAACUAUAACACAACAUGGUCAUAUACACAAACCAAAACCAGGUGAAGAAUUACAUGUUACAUUCAUCACUAAAGAAGGAGAACAACUAGAGUAUGAAGUCGCAGAAGGUGAUUCCAUUUUAGAUAUUGCACAACAUUAUAAUUUAGAUAUGGAAGGUGCUUGUGGUGGUUCAUGUGCAUGUUCAACUUGUCAUGUUAUUGUUGAUCCUGACUUCUAUGAUGAGAUUCCUGAACCUGAUGAUGAUGAAAAUGAUAUGUUAGAUUUAGCAUUUGGUUUAACUGAAACUUCAAGAUUGGGUUGUCAAGUGAAAAUGACUAAAGAAAUUGAUGGUAUACGAGUCGCAUUACCUGCUAUGACUCGUAACUUGUCAUCAUCAGAUUUCUCAUGA